Verruconis gallopava is the source of this 2018-nucleotide messenger RNA. RefSeq names its product dihydroxyacetone kinase. The transcript is spliced from 2 exons. Gene Ontology annotation, molecular function: ATP binding; glycerone kinase activity. Gene Ontology annotation, biological process: glycerol catabolic process. The record is from RefSeq and is a predicted model, not a curated record. The coding region runs from base 85 to 1875 and encodes 596 amino acids. NCBI's taxonomy places the organism in Eukaryota, Fungi, Ascomycota, Dothideomycetes, Venturiales, Sympoventuriaceae. Gene Ontology annotation, cellular component: cytosol.
CUCCAAUCUUGCAAUCUUACGCCUUGCCAAUCUUCCCCAGCUGAAGUGAACGUGAAUUGAGCACUCUUUGAUCUCUUUCCGAUCAUGAGGAGCAAGCAUUUCUUAGACGAGACCCAGACCAUUGUCAACGGCUCGUUGCGAUCGCUAGCUAUCACAAACCCGGCCCUUCAACUCGACGAGCAGAACAAAAUCAUAUACUCCCGGUCUUUCAAAAUCUCAAAUGCGGUCAAAAUAAUCUCUGGAGGUGGUUCUGGUCAUGAACCGUCAUUUGGGGGUUUUGUUGGUGAGGGGGGAUUGACGGCCGCUGUUGCGGGCAACGUGUUUGCAUCGCCAUCUUCGCAACAGAUCUUGCAUGCAAUUGAGCGAUUCGGUCCUGAUUCUGGUGUUUUGGUCACAGUUAUGAAUUAUACCGGGGACGUCCUCAAUUUUGGAGUUGCUGUUGAGAAAGCGCGAGCGAGAAAUCCGGAACUGUCAAUUAGGAUGCUAGUUGUGGCAGACGACUGUAGCAUACCAGAUAGUCAGGUGGGCAAAGUGGGAAAGAGAGGGAUUGCUGGUACGGUACUUGUCCAUAAGAUCACUGGAGCUGCUGCUGCUGCGGGAUGGUCUUUAGAUGAAAUAUUCCAGCUCGGCCAGGUCGCUAAAAGCAACCUUGCCAGCAUUGGUACCAGUUUAGACAGAGUCCACGUUCCUGGCCAACCUACAAAAGGAGAUGAGUCUUUGGAGGAUAACCAAGUAGAGCUUGGAAUGGGUAUCCACAACGAGCGCGGCAUAUCACGACUUCAGGGUACCGACGCCAAAUUGGCAGCCGUAGUGGGAACCAUGCUCGACCAUUUGUUCAAAUCAUUAGCGAAUGGACUUGGUGGUGCAGGAAGCCUUGAAAUGGCUGACUUGGUGCUGAUGGUCAACAACCUUGGCGGAUUGAGUGUUCUUGAGUUUGGUUCCAUUGUUGCCGAAGUCACAGACCAGCUGAAACGGCGGACGAAGAAAAGCCCGAAACGCGUGUACGCAGGUACAUUCAUGACCAGUCUAGAUGGCCCGGGAUUCUCAAUCAGCAUCCUUAAUCUCUCGGCAACAGGCAAGCAAGACACCAUCCUUCAAUUUCUCGAUGCGCCCUCAGAUGCUCUGGGCUGGGUUGCGCCAAAGAAAUGGGCUUCAUCGGACUUCGAAGAGGGCGAACUACCUAAACAAAAUACCAACUCUCCGAAUGGCGCAGAGAGUGCUCAUUCUGUCGUAGAGCCACAUAUGCAAAUGGUUGCUCAACAUAUUAUGAACGCUAUGAAUGCCGUAAUUGCUGCUGAACCAGAGGUCACCAGGUAUGAUCAGAUCGUCGGAGACGGCGACUGUGGAACAACUCUGAAGCGCGGUGCUGAAGCUGUCUUGAGAUCUCUCUCCAACACACCCUCAAGCCUCGCCAUGCUUGUCGAAAGCAUCACACAAGCUGUUGAGUCGACCAUGGACGGUACAUCAGGCGCCAUCUAUGCAAUCUUCUUCAACUCGCUUAUGCAAUACGUCAAAACUCACGCGCAAGAUCCAGACUCUGCCAUAGAUCCUGCAUUCUGGAGCCAAGCUCUGGAUUCCGCCAUCUCGACAUUGAGGCAAUACACAGCUGCAAGCGUUGGAGAUCGAACGCUGAUGGACACCUUGCUACCGUUCUCUGAGACUUUGAGAAUGUCCCACGACAUAUCCGCCGCCGCUGCGGCAGCCACCAAAGGCGCAGAAAGUACAAAGUCGAUGAAAGCGAGUCUUGGCCGAUCUGUCUACGUUGGGGGAGAGAAUGAAUGGCUAGGUACAAUUCCGGAUCCGGGAGCCUGGGGCUUGAUGAGAUUAUUUGACGGGUUAGCGAGGAGCAUUAAGGGGUCGAGUUCGGCUAAAUAGCAGCUUGAGAACUGCAUGUCAACGCUCUAAAAAGAGGGGGGGAAAAUGGGCUCAAAAACGAAUCAAAGUCACAAUUUUUGACCAAAUUACGUGUCGUAUAGCACUGAAAUCAAGGCUGUGUUAAAAGCCAUUGAAAAAUAAAC